AUGACGUGGCACUGGUUGACGCGUGCAACGUUUGAGCAGCGGAACGCGACCGAUUUACCAAGAGGGCACACUGGCAUGCACUGGCACAGCUGGUUGUGUCACCCAGUAUCAGCUGACAGGAGAACGGUGAUUGUGGGCUUUCCAGUCCAUCGUGAUCGCAAACGGGGUGAAUUGCCUGACCUGUGGAGCAAAUGUUUAACCCCGCGUCCGGAGUUCCUUACUAAAUAAAUACAGAGUGAAAGGGAAUGAAUGAGAAAAGGCAACUACAGAGAGAGAAUAAUUUGUGCUUCUGCGUUUGAGUUUAGUGAAGUUGUGACAGUUUACAAACGCUAAAUGGAUUUCCACUUCCAUUGCACUCUCUAACAACGUAUGCGAUAGAGAGAGAGAGAGAGAGAGAGAGGGGGGGUGCGCGCCAAAGGUACCUCCAGCGUCUGUCAGAAGAGUCGCAGCGUCCUCCUCGAGCAGAAGUUUGAUCUCUGCGCGCAGAAGAAGGAUUCUAAUUCCACAAGUACGAUGCGUCAUCGGAAGUGUUUUGGAUAUGUAUGUACCGCUGUUUACCUGUGGACGGCGUUCUGCUUUAAAGGUUGUGUUGGUGGUCAGUACCAGCGGAAGCUGUACAAGGAUCUGUUGACUAACUAUAACCGUCUGGAGAGACCAGUGUUCAACGACUCAGCUCCUAUACUGGUGGAACUGGGCUUCACACUGUUACAGAUCAUAGACGUGGAUGAGAAGAACCAGGUUCUGAUGACCAACGCCUGGCUGCAGCUGCACUGGACAGAUACUUACCUCUCCUGGAACCCAGAGAACUACCCAGGUGUUCAGAACCUUCGUUUCCCCUCCAAUCAGAUCUGGGUUCCUGAUAUCCUCCUCUACAACAGUGCAGACGAGAGGUUUGAUGCUACCUUCCACACCAACGUCCUGGUCAACUCCUCUGGAUCCUGCCAGUACAUUCCACCAGGUAUCCUGAAGAGUACCUGCUAUAUCGAUGUUCGCUGGUUCCCCUUCGACGUCCAGAAGUGUGAUCUGAAGUUUGGCUCGUGGACAUACAACGGCUGGCUGCUGGAUCUCCAGAUACUGGACGUAGACAUCUCCUCAUACAUCCCCAACGGAGAGUGGGAUCUCGUGGGUGUCCCAGUGAAGCGUAACGAACUGUAUUAUGACUGCUGUAAGGAGCCCUACCCUGACGUCACCUUUACUGUCACCAUGAGGAGGAGGACACUGUACUACGGCCUCAACCUCCUCAUCCCCUGUGUCCUCAUCUCUGGCCUGGCCCUGCUGGUCUUCCUGCUGCCUGCAGACUCUGGAGAGAAGAUCUCCCUGGGUAUCACUGUCUUGCUGUCUCUGACUGUCUUCAUGUUGCUGGUAGCAGAAAUCAUGCCGGCUACGUCAGACUCUGUUCCUCUCAUCGGCCAGUAUUUUUCAUUCGCCAUGAUGAUCGUGGGUCUCUCUCUCGUCGUCACGGUUCUCGUUCUACAGUUCCACCAUCACGACCCUCACGGGGUAAAGAUGCCUAAAUGGAUGCGAGUCAUCCUCCUCAACUGGUGCGCCUGGUUCCUCCGCAUGAAGAAGCCUGGCGAGGAACGCAAGACAACCACCCCCUCCACCGUCACCACCAACACCAAUACUACCCCCAGCUCCACCACAGGAGGCUACAAGUACUCCCACCCUCCUCACCACGCCAGCACCAGCUCCAUCCAGAUGGGCUCCAUCCCUGGGGGACAGCCCUCCAAUACCUCAACCACCAACGGCAACAUGAACCUGUACUUCGGCUACCACUCCAUGGGUAUGGGAGGGAUGGGAUCCUUGGGGGGUCUCACGAUAACCCCUGCUGCCCGCCUAGCAGCGCUACUCUCCGACCGGGACGUGGGGAUCCUCCGGAGGUUGACGGUGGACCAGAUCCCGGAGAUCGGGCGGAUCCUGGAGGAAGUUCAUUUUAUCGCCCAGAGGUUCAGGGAGCAGGACGAGGGAGAGGCGGUCUGCAGCGAGUGGAAGUUUGCGGCGGCGGUCGUGGAUCGUCUUUGUCUCGUGGCGUUCACGAUCUUCUCCAUCAUCGGCACGUUUACCAUCCUCAUGUCGGCGCCCAACUUCCUAGAGGCUGUGACCAAGGAUUACCUCACAUAAUGUGGAUUUUAUCUCGGCUGGCUAAUUGGGCAAACGCUAACGAACACUGUAGCUAAUUGGCUAACGCUAACUAGCGCUUUAGCUAUAAUGCUAAACAAUACAAACUGUAGCUAACCGCCUCUACUCUGUGAAGCCACUGAAAACCACCUCCCAGUUUUGAGAUAAAAUAAUCUCUAGAGUUAUGACUUGUUAUGACACCAGUACUUGGAACACCAAAUGUCUAUAUUUUGAUAAUGGUUGUGUAUUAUUAUGGUGAUAUACAGUAUAUCUUCCAUGUGGGUGUGGUUACUGUCAAAAUGGCUACCGUAGCUGUAGUUGUGCUUACCACUCAUUCAGUAACAGUACUGUCAACAUGGCUUCCGUAGCUGUAGUCAAUGCUUACCUCUCGUUCAGUAACAGUACUGUCAACAUGGCUUCCGUAGCUGUAGUCGUGCUUACCACUCGUUCAGUAAUGUUACUGUCAACAUGGCUUCCGUAGCUGUCGUCUAUGCUUACCACUCGUUCAGUAACGUUACUGUCAAAAUGGCUUCCGUAGCUGUAGUCGUGCUUACCACUCGUUCAGUAACAGUACUGUCAAAAUGGCUUCCAUAGCUGUAGUCGUGCUUACCACUCGUUCAGUAACAGUACUGUCAAAAUGGCUUCCGUAGCUGUCGUCUAUGCUUACCACUCGUUCAGUAACAGUACUGUCAAAAUGGCUUCCGUAGCUGUAGUCAAUGCUUACCACUCGUUCAGUAACAGUACCUCAGUAUAUAGUAUGUGAGGCUAUAGUUCUAGAACAGUGUGUGAAUUCACUGACACACUUUUUAUCCCUUUCCCUAUCACCAUUUAAUUUCAACCGUUUCUUCUAGCCACUUUUGUAUAGAUAACCUCAUUGACGUUCCUCUUCCCCUUCUUCUUUCUCUCCAUUUUUAUUGUUUUCCUUUCUUUCCCCAUAUUUUCACCCUUUACCACCUCACCUGGUUUCACUUCUGCCCCUCUUUCACUGUUCAUCUUUCCAUUAAUCUGUCCCCCACCCCUCCUUUCUCCCUCUGUUCCCCAGACCAUCAGCCAGAUCUUUCUCUACUUUCCCCUUUCACUUGACACUUUUCUCCCUCUGUCCCCCAUCCCUCCUGUCCCUCUGUCCCCCACCACUCCUCUCCCUCUGUCCCCCAUCCCUCCUGUCCCUCUG
Salmo salar (Atlantic salmon) is the source of this 3289-nucleotide messenger RNA. NCBI's taxonomy places the organism in Eukaryota, Metazoa, Chordata, Actinopteri, Salmoniformes, Salmonidae. The record is from RefSeq and is a predicted model, not a curated record.